UCAAGAAACAUCCAUACAUUCAUUCUAUGAUAAUUGCACCUAGGUAAUACAGCUCUAUGGAAUAAGUAUAAAACCCCUGGAUUUCGACUCAAAUAUCCGAUACAAGGCUGCACUCGGCAACCCAACUCACAACUAUCGUUCUCGAAUAUCAACAUACAAUUUUCAAAUUACAACCUUUUCAAGUAAUAGUAAGUCGUUUUUAAUCACCAAGGCGAUUGUUGCCUGUAUAAAUGUAGACAAUGGCUGGCCCCCGGGCGCGUUCUCUUGACACGGUAUAGGUUAAUAACUUCGUUUGAAGGUAAUCAAGAUGUACAAAGCUUUUGUUACAGCAAUUCGACGCUUGGUUUCAAGAAUCAGCCUUGGCAGCAUUUUAUCUUUCCCCUUAGUUGGAUGGAGUAGUAGAAGAGGUGUAAUAAGCUAUCGACCCCCAAGUGUAGUGCGGGAAGCAUCAGCGGGCUUAUACAGAUCACGUCCUUCUACUCAACCGCUUAUCAUUUUCGUAUUGGGAGCGCCUGGUACAGGGAAAGGAACAGUUUCCAAAUUCCUUAAUGCGACAUUUCCUAGUCUAACUCACCUAUCAUAUGGGGAGUUGGUUCGUUACGAGGAUAAAAUCCCUGGUUCUUGGGUCAGUAGUUUCCCGCGGCGCGAGGGAACCGGAAGCCCGAAUAUCCCUGCCCAUUCCGCGGUCACACUACUCCGGAAUACGAUCGAAGACGGAGUAGUACGGAACGGGCAGUUGGCUUGGCUCGUGGACGGCUUUCCGCGUCAAGAACGCCAUGUAACGGAAUGGAUGGCGCAGAUGCCGCGGGCCCGUUGCGUACUCUACUUAACUUGUCCUCCCGAGGUCUCGCUUGCGCGGAUACUUGGACGUGCCUCGACAUCAGGGCGGCCGGAUGACAAUGAGGAGAGAGCGCGGGAGAGAAUUGCGCGAAAUAUUGCGCAGAGUGAAGCGAUGCUCGUCGCUCUUGAAGAGUCGGGCAUGCAAGUAACUAGAGUGGAUGCUAAUAGGGACUUCGAGAUUGUACGGGAGGAAGUUCUCCAGGAAGUUCGGGUAAGUUUAUGGCAUCAUCAUCGUAUUAAUGCAAAACCGAUAACAUCUUUUUAAUGCGUUUGUGAACAGAACUUUCUUCUAUGACUGGAAAAGGCACGCAUAAAGGAAUAAUAGUAUCGAGAAGUAAGUAAAAAAGGGGGGUUAUUUACUAAUGCGAUGGGUAUAAGAGGUAAUGGAGAAACCCGGAGUUCUGUCUAUGACAUGUGCAACUGAAGACGGCGAAAUGCGAUUUGGAUUUAAUAUUUUAGCCUUGACGGGAUCCGCUGGUCGGGUAAAACAAGGCGAAAAAAAUUGCAGUUAUAAUUAGAAAUAUGUGGAUAGCGAGAAUUAAACACCAUUCAUCAUCUUGGUAGUUAGGGUAGGUAGUUGAAAAAAAAAGAGACGAAGAAAAAAAAAUCUAAUAUUUUCUCUAUUAUUUGCUAG
Daldinia vernicosa is the source of this 1474-nucleotide messenger RNA. RefSeq names its product P-loop containing nucleoside triphosphate hydrolase protein. NCBI's taxonomy places the organism in Eukaryota, Fungi, Ascomycota, Sordariomycetes, Xylariales, Hypoxylaceae. Gene Ontology annotation, cellular component: cytoplasm. Gene Ontology annotation, biological process: nucleobase-containing compound metabolic process. Gene Ontology annotation, molecular function: AMP kinase activity; ATP binding. The transcript has a single exon. The record is from RefSeq and is a predicted model, not a curated record. Bases 308 to 1105 code for a protein of 265 amino acids.